Molecule: messenger RNA, 2140 nt
Organism: Adelges cooleyi (spruce gall adelgid)
Lineage: Eukaryota; Metazoa; Arthropoda; Insecta; Hemiptera; Adelgidae
Product: zinc finger CCCH-type with G patch domain-containing protein-like
Exons: 11
Coding region: 140-1765 (541 amino acids)
Biological process (GO): negative regulation of DNA-templated transcription; regulation of transcription by RNA polymerase II
Cellular component (GO): nucleus
Molecular function (GO): DNA-binding transcription factor activity, RNA polymerase II-specific; RNA polymerase II cis-regulatory region sequence-specific DNA binding; metal ion binding
Source: RefSeq, a predicted model, not a curated record
GUGAUUAGUGAAUAUAGUGAUAACUGAUGAGCUCAAGAGUUUGAACUUUCUAAUAUCAUGAUACUUUUAAGUUUUAACUUUUAAGUGUUCCACGAAUCUUUUUCCCCAACAUGUAAAACCAUUCGAGCUAUAUAUUAACAUGUCCAAAGAUAAUUCGAAUGACUUACAAAUGAACUAUGAAGAACAGUUAGUCCAGGUAGAAAAGGCAAUUGCUCUGUCAAAAUGUGAUGGUCAACUGAAUGAGUUGUUGUUGUUAAGAAAUAGCUUGAAAGAGUUGAUCGAAUUGACAAGUGAGGCUAGCACAUCUAACCAACAGUAUACAGAUUCUUUAGAUGAAGAAUAUGCAUUAUUCAAGGCAGAAAUUGAUAAACCGCAACAUAUUGACUUAAAUGAUUGUGAUGAAGAUGAAACAUCUUCUUGUGAAAUUGUUAAUGUCUCCAACGAAAAUAAUUUAACAAGAAAUAGUCAAGUGGAUGUGGUAUCAAUCACAUCAGAUGAUGAUUCCAAUGCAUGUACAAUUGUAAAUGACAACUUUGAAGACACUGAUUCAAAUGGGAUUGAAAAUGAAUUAGAAAAUCUUCAAGGUACUAAAUGCCAAGCGCCAUUUGAUAAUGGUUAUGGUAAUACUAGUUUUCACAAUGCACUUGUCAUGUCGGUCAAUAUGAAUGAUUCAACAAAUGCACAGUCAUUAGAUAACAUAAUGGUUACUGUUUUGUAUACAAAUCCUACAAGCAACGAAAUGCUACCUUGUCAGUUCUUUUUGAAUGGAGAAUGCAAAUAUUCUGAAGAACAAUGUUAUUUCUCACACGGUACCCAAGUACCAUUAUCUAGUCUUAAGGAAUUCAAAGAGCCAAAUUUUGAAAACUUAAAAAAAGGUAGUUUGGUGUUGGCAAAAACCCGUGAAGGUGGCCUUUGGGCUAGAGCCAUUAUAUUAGACAUAGUACAUAGCACAUUAAAAGAUGAUGGACUAUGUGUUGUACGGUAUGAAACUAAAGGUCUAGGAGAAACCGAGGUUGCAAUGCAAAAUAUAUACCCUUUAGUAGGCAACGAUGAGAAUUUGCUUGAAAUUUCUUCUUCAGACAGUGAUGAUGAAAAUAGUAUAAAAGAUCGUGACUCGGCUAUUGUAAAUAAAAUAUUACUAAGCACAGAGCCAUUGGAAUGUUUGGGCAGCUGGGAAAAACACACAAAAGGUAUUGGUUCAAAACUAAUGGCUAAAAUGGGUUACAUAAUGGGAGCUGGAUUAGGGAAAAAUGGUGAGGGUCGAAUAAUUCCCGUAGAGGCAACUGUUCUUCCAAAAGGAGUAUCUUUAGAUCAUUGCAUGGCUGUUAAACAGUCAGAACAUCGUCAAGAUCUUCAAAAAAAGCGCAAAAAACAAAUGAAACUUGAACAGUCUAUGAAAAGGUCUUAUGAAAAAUCAGUAAAGAAACCACAAGACAUUUUUACAUUUCUCAACAAUAAACUAAAUGUUCAAAACGCCAGCCAAGAGAAGAAAACUGUUGAUGAGAAAAAAUUAAAAACUUCAACUACACACGACUUAAAUGUACGCAGUUUAAAAAUUGAAGAAGACAUUAAACGACAACAAAUAACCAUUAACGAGUUAAACCACAAGCUAAGUCGUAGUACUGCAGGUUCUACGCAACACAAACUAGUUGACCAGAAGUUACACGAAGCUAAUACUAACUUAAAAAAUUUAAUAGCUGAAGGAAAAUCUAUAGAAAAAGAACACGUAUAUAGAGAAACACACAAAAAAAUGACUGUUUUUUAAUAAUACAAAUCAUACAAAUUAAAUACUAUUUAAUGCUUCUAUAAGUAUUAAUUUUGUUUGAAAUUCGUUCUCGUUCUUUAAUUUAUUUAAAGAUAUAGUAGCUUCAGGAACAGCUGCUACUAGUGUUCUUAUACAAUCCACAAUCGCUGUAAUAUUUUCAUCAUUUGGCGGCAAUGAAUUCAAAUUGUCUUCAUCGUAAAGGGCUUUGACCAAUAUUGUUAGCAAAGUUUUCCAAUGAGUUGCUUUCCUCGGCCAUGUUUGAAGAAUAAACACUUUUAUAGCCUUAUAUAAACAACAAUAAAAAAAACAAUUGAACUGUACACAUUAGAUACUUUUAUGUAAAUAUUAUAUAAAUAAAUGUAUUUAUUUGACUUA